Messenger RNA from Scleropages formosus (Asian bonytongue), 2968 nucleotides. It is a transcript of the gene nhlrc2, whose product is annotated as NHL repeat containing 2. Lineage: Eukaryota; Metazoa; Chordata; Actinopteri; Osteoglossiformes; Osteoglossidae. Gene Ontology annotation, molecular function: protein binding. The transcript is spliced from 11 exons. The record is from RefSeq and is a predicted model, not a curated record. Bases 45 to 2192 code for a protein of 715 amino acids.
CCGUCAGCCGGGCGCCGCUCGCCGCUCGCGCUGUCGCCGAGAAGAUGGCGGCGCGCUGCUCGCUCGCGGCCUUGCAGCCGCUGCAGUGCGCGCUCGAGGACGCCCUCGCGGACGCGGCCACGGCCGAGCAGCGGACGGAGCUCGUGCUGAGCUACCUGAGGAAGAUGGAUUCGCGGGAGAAGCAGCUCACAGCGCCCGACUUCGGGGAAGGCCUUGAGUGGCUCAACACGGCGGGGCCCCUCUCGCUGCACCGCGAGCUCUCCGGCAGUCUGGUGUUGCUCGACUUCUUCACCUACUGCUGCAUCAACUGCAUGCACCUCCUGCCCGACCUACACGAGCUGGAGCGGCGCCACCCCAUAGCAGAUGGACUAGUGGUGGUCGGUGUGCACUCGGCCAAGUUUCCAAAUGAGCGUGUGCUUGCCAGCAUUCGCAGCGCUGUGCUGCGCUAUGACAUCACUCACCCGGUGGUGAAUGACGCUGAGGCUCAUCUCUGGCAGGAGCUGGAGGUGUCCUGCUGGCCCACCCUGGUGCUGCUGGGGCCGCGCGGGAACCUGCUCUUCUCGCUGAUGGGAGAAGGCCACCGUGAGCGCCUCUUCCUCUUUGUCCAAGUUGCUCUGCAACAUUACCGCCAGAUGGGCAAGCUGAAGCCCGGAGGUGUCAAAGUGCGGCUGUACAAGGACAGCCUGCCGCCCUCACCCCUGGCCUUCCCAGGGAAGGUGGCGACAGAACUGAAUGGGGAGCGGUUGGUGGUGGCAGACACCGGCCACCACAGGAUCCUGGUAGUGUCCACCAGCGGACAGGUGCUUCACUCAGUGGGGGGUCCAGGAAAUGGGUGGAAAGAUGGCGACCUGUCGGAGGCUUUGUUCAAUUCUCCACAAGGCGUGGUCAUGAAGGGUGAUGUUGUGUUUGUCGCCGACACAGAGAACCACCUCAUCAGAAAGAUCGACCUGUCGGAGGGGAAGGUGAGCACUCUAGCUGGUGUCGGGGUACAGGGCACGGACAAAGUGGGAGGGGGCUUGGGCCCCCAGCAGCCAAUCAGCUCACCCUGGGACCUGGCUUUGGGCACUGCUGGUGAUGUGGAGGACAAUGUGUUGUGGAUUGCCAUGGCUGGAACGCACCAGAUCUGGGCUCUGUUCCUGGACGACGGGAAGCUUCCGAAGUCCGGUGACUGUCCGAAGGGCACAUGCGUGCGUUUUGCAGGCAGCGGUAGCGAAGAAAACCGGAACAACUCUUACCCACAGAAGGCAGGCUUUGCGCAGCCCUCUGGCCUGGCUGUGGCACUGGAUCUCCCAUGGGUCUGCAUCUUUGUGGCGGACAGUGAGAGUAGCACCGUCAGAACCUUGUCCAUCAAGGACGGCGCUGUCAAGAACUUGGUGGGAGGGGAGAGAGACCCAUUGAAUCUCUUUGCCUUCGGCGAUGUGGACGGCUCCGGGACCGAAGCCAAACUGCAGCACCCCCUGGGCGUGGCCUGGAGUCCCGAGAAGGAGCUACUGUACAUCGCGGACUCCUAUAACCACAAGAUCAAGGUGGUGGACCCUAAGACCAAGCAAUGCCAGGUUCUGGCUGGGACGGGGGAGCCUGGUGGUGCCCGAGGGCCUGGUUUCAGUGAGGUCUGCUUCAGCGAGCCAGGGGGGCUGUGUGUGGGGCAGGGCAGCAAGGUGCUGUAUGUAGCCGACACCAACAACCACCACAUCAAUGUCCUGGACCUGGAGAGGCACACCGCGUCCCUGCUCGUCAUUUCUGAGGGAGACGUCCUGGAUGCAGUGGGCAGCACAGCCCCCAGGAAAGUCCCCUCCCUUCCCAAGUCUGCCCCCUGGGUAGAGUUACCCCCGAUGAGUGUGUCACCACAACAGACCCUCCACCUUAGCCUUGCUCUCUCGCUGCCCUCUGGGACCAAGCUGACCAAGGAAGCGCCGAGCUGCUGGGCCAUGUCUGCCGAAGGUGAAGACUGGCUUCAGGGCCAGAAAGUGACUGGUGACAUCAUGGAUGUGUCCAAGCCCGUCUCCAUCACAGCGGUUGUCCCGGCAAUUCCACCGUCAGCCACGCCCCUUCUGGUGCUCAACGCCUGGGUGUACUACUGCGGCGAGGGCGGAACAUGCAUGAUGAAAGCAGUCUCAUUCAGACAACCUCUUAGGAUCGAGGCCCCGCCCAGGAGCGGGGUUGCAGAGAUCACGCUCUCUCACAGCUUCUAACUCUCUGCUCUGAGCACCUUUGCUUUCCCACAAAGUGCCCAGCUGCAUUCGGCCUGUUCAGAGUUAAGGAAACAGUCGAAAAGGUACUCAUCGGCUUUUCUCAAGCCCACACAACAUGUGGUGUGAGGACCGUGCUCCUGGCACACGCACCCUGGACUGCAGUGAGUUCACCUGAGGAUAGAGAGCCUGACAACCGGAUCUUUGGGCCGGCAGGUGAAGAGAACUGCAGUUCUCAAAGGACAUGUAGCCACCUUCGCUUCCAGCACCACCUCCCAACUGCGCCUGGACCACAACUGGGCUGGCAACAGAACCAAGUGCCUAACUGAGACCCAACUCACAAGUGUCCUACCAUGAGGUGUCACCGCUCAGAUCAGAACUCCACAUGCAAUAAGGGCAGUAGCAUAACGGUAAUGUAGGGAACACAUGCCCACUCGUGUUUUUAAAUUUGAUAUUUUAUGUUUAAUAACCUUCAUGUUAAAUGUACUGAAGCUGUAUGUUUUGCUUUGUACCUGGGAAAUAACCAUCAUGAUCUUGCGUUUGGUUAGCGGACCUUUGUCCGCUGCAAGAACUGCCAAAGAGAACCGGACCCACAGUCACACCCCUUACCGCACAGAGCAGCUUGCUUUUCGGAAACCUCCGUCCGCUGUGUUCCUGAGCUGUGAUCUUCCACAGCUGCUGUUUUCAUAGCAAUAACCCUGCAGAGGCAUGUACGGUGGAGUUUUCACACUGCUGUGGUAAUAAAUUAUCUCGUUGCUCGAAAACUGUGUCAUUCACUG